Molecule: messenger RNA, 747 nt
Organism: Ogataea parapolymorpha DL-1
Lineage: Eukaryota; Fungi; Ascomycota; Pichiomycetes; Pichiales; Pichiaceae
Exons: 1
Coding region: 1-747 (248 amino acids)
Molecular function (GO): oxidoreductase activity, acting on the CH-OH group of donors, NAD or NADP as acceptor
Source: RefSeq, a predicted model, not a curated record
AUGGACAAAACCGUAUACUUAGUUGUUGGUGCUUCCAGGGGCCUUGGUUAUGAAAUUGCUAACCAAUUGAGCACAAAGGAUUCAAACUAUGUGAUCACCACCUACAGAUCGGUGGAAACCUCGGGCCAAUUGCUUAGUCUGGCCGAAAAGCCAAAUGUUGAAGCUAUUCAGCUUGACGUUGCAGCACAGUACUCAAUCGAUAAUCUACCCCACGAAAUAAAGAAAUUUACAGAUUCAAUGGAUAUUGCCAUUAUCAACGCUGGAAUAGCAGAGUCCUUCGGUAGCGUCUUAGAAUGCAACAGAGAUGCCUGGCUUCAGCAUUACACUACUAAUGCGCUAGGUCCAAUUUUGGUUUAUCAAAAGAUUCAUCCCUUCAUGUUGACGAAGUUCACCAGAAAAGUAUUCUUCAUUUCAUGCGCUGCAGGCUCCGCUCAAACCCUGCUGUCUAUUCCUUUUGGUGCUUAUGGACAAUCCAAAGCCGCUUUGAACUACUCUGUUAAGAAACUCAGCGAGGAGCAGCACAGCAACCAUUUCACUAUUGUGGCUAUCCAUCCAGGAACUAUAUUGACAGAAAAUAUCAAAGAAAAACUCAAGUUUGGAGACAUCGAUGUAAAAAACAAGAUACAAUUCAAGACUGUGUUGCCUGCCUUGGCUGCUGAACAAGUUCUUGUGGCAAUUGAUGUUUUGGGAGAACAAAGCAAUGGUAGGUUCGUAAAGGCUGACGAUUUGCUUGACAUUCCAUUUUAG